AUGGCGUUGGCCACUACCACUCCUCCGCAAGACCAUCCUGCUCGUGUUUAUGCCGAUGGCAUUUAUGAUCUCUUUCACUUUGGCCAUGCACGCUCCCUUGAACAAGCUAAGAAAUCAUUUCCAAACACGUACCUUUUGGUUGGAUGUUGCAGCGAUGCAGUGACCCACAAGUACAAAGGCAAAACUGUUAUGACAGAGGACGAACGUUAUGAGUCCCUCCGCCAUUGCAAAUGGGUGGAUGAAGUCAUUCCAGAUGCACCAUGGGUUAUCAAUCAAGAGUUUCUUGACAAGCACAAAAUAGACUAUGUUGCUCAUGAUUCUCUGCCAUAUGCUGAUACUAGUGGUGUUGCAAAUGAUGUUUAUGAAUUUGUUAAGGCUGUUGGAAAAUUUAAGGAAACACAACGGACUGAAGGUAUUUCUACAUCAGACGUGAUCAUGAGGAUUGUUAAAGAUUAUAAUCAAUAUGUGCUACGAAACUUGGAUCGUGGGUACUCAAGAAAAGAUCUCGGUGUGAGCUAUGUGAAGGAAAAACGACUAAAGGUGAAUAGGAGGUUGAAAACUUUCCAAGAGAAAGUAAAAGAGCAUCAAGAGAAGGUUGGUGUAAAGAUUCAAACUGUAGCAAAGAAUGUUGGUAUGCAUCAAAAUGAAUGGGUAGAAAAUGUUGAUCGUUUUGUUGUUGGAUUUCUAGAAAUGUUUGAAGAAGGUUGUCAUAAGAUGGGGACUGCAAUUAGAGAUCAAAUUCAAAAGAAGUUAAUAGGUGAACAAUCAAGUGAUGUAUCAUUUCUUCUUCAAAAUGGCAAGGACAAUGAGGAUGAAGAGUAUUAUUAUUAUGAGGGUGAUGAUAGUGAUGAAGAAUAUUUUGAUGAUGAUGAGCUUAAUCCCUUGAGUAAUGUGAAAGACCAAAUAAAAAAGUAGGCAUACUUCAGUGUAAUUGUUGGGUUCUUGUCAAAAUGUGGAGAGUAAGUUUUAGUGACACUUCUAUAAAAUUCCAUGCU
This is a messenger RNA of Glycine soja, 995 nucleotides long. RefSeq names its product choline-phosphate cytidylyltransferase 2-like. The record is from RefSeq and is a predicted model, not a curated record. Bases 1 to 915 code for a protein of 304 amino acids. Gene Ontology annotation, molecular function: choline-phosphate cytidylyltransferase activity; phosphatidylcholine binding. Lineage: Eukaryota; Viridiplantae; Streptophyta; Magnoliopsida; Fabales; Fabaceae. The transcript is spliced from 8 exons. Gene Ontology annotation, biological process: CDP-choline pathway.